Molecule: messenger RNA, 1332 nt
Organism: Talaromyces atroroseus
Lineage: Eukaryota; Fungi; Ascomycota; Eurotiomycetes; Eurotiales; Trichocomaceae
Exons: 1
Coding region: 1-1332 (443 amino acids)
Source: RefSeq, a predicted model, not a curated record
AUGCUUGCAUCUUCUGCUCGCGAUAUCUGGACUGCGCUAUUUCUCUUCACUCCCUGCUGGUUCAUCAUCCCAAUAUCAACAUUGGCAUCCGCCCAGCCGGUCAGCGGUGACUCUGUCUUCUCAAGCCGGGGUGGGAGACUGGACUCGCAGGACGACUCCAGUCAGCUGCCUAUCCAGAUCGGCGGAAUUGUAGCCAGCUACGUGAUCUUCGAUGCUGUGGUCGUAUUCCUUAUCCUCUUUAUAGGACGACGACUACGCCGCGAAGCACACUCCUCCAACUACUCACUUGAGAUGGUAAUGCUGGGACCAGCACACAAAUACGCCGGCAGCCUCGAUCCAAGUCCUAUUUCCGACUACACUAUCGACAGCCAGUUCCCAAGCCCAGACAAACCACGUGGCUGGAAUAUGUCGUGGCCAAGUGUGAAAAGCCACAAAGCCCACGCCUCGAUGAACAGCAGUGUUGCUACCAUCGACGCAAGCGUCGUGUCUGCGGACCGGCGCCGAGCGCAGGAAGAGAUGGAAUUCCUAUACGCACAGGUCUUGGAACAUGAUGCGAAGAAAGCUUCUCCCCAGUCUUCUCCUGUCAUGGAUAAACAAUCAUCACCCGAUACGCCGUUGGCUUCCCCCGUGGCAUCUAUUCAGCCUCCUCCCUACCAACUACAGCCUCAGUACCAGGAACCUUUGUCCCCACGACAAGGGAGCACGGCAACAAACAAGUCUCGCACAAGUAAGCGGCUAUCUAAACUCUCCAACCUCUCCAUAUUCAGCCCAAGCUCGCGGUCAUCGACAGGCUCAAACAAACUCAAAUCACCUCAUUCCAUCCGUGAUCUACCCAUUUCACCUCCAGUGAAAACACCCGAUCCCGUGCAAACCGCGACAUACCAAGACAGCCAGCCAAUGUCACCACGAAUCUACAACCCAGGCCCACCGCCAACAGCACCAUUACAAAACAGCGCCCGAGGAUUCACACUGCAACCUCUCGCAACUCCCAACAGUGUCAUCACAACUCGUGCCCAUGCCGCGCCGCCCCCCUUGAGCAUCAACAGUAGCAACUCCACUCUCCCCUUCCGCCAGCAAUUCAACCCCCCUCAAAGCGCGCCAUACACAAAGACUACCAUCUUGGAGAGACCAUUCAAUAAUGUGUCCGGUGGUCCGCGCACCGGUAUGCCAACUCCGUACAGUCCGUACAUGCCAUUCACGCCUUUGACGCCGAUCACGCCGAGUCGACUGGUAACGAAGCGUGACAGGAAGAAGAUGAGCAGGUCUAAUGGGCUCAAGGUAUUGCAUGAAGAUGAUCUAGUGAAGAAUGAUGAAGAGUUGUGGGGGAUGUAG